AUGAGAUGUGGCUUGCUAUCACUAUCUGCAGACACAUGGUAUGAAGUUGCAGAACUGCUAGAUAUUAAGGACAUUUUCAGCCUCAGGUCUGUCAAUAGGCAACUAUAUCAAGUAUUUUCAUCAAAUAGAAUCUGGAGGUCCCUCUCACAGGCCAGAUGGUUUUCAAUAGAUGACCAGCCCUCGGUCAUGUUGAAAGAGGUGCAAGAUUGCUGUACAUAUUAUAGAAAUCGAAAUCGCAAUGACUUGAAAGUUCAAAAGCUAAUCACCAAGAUGGCAAGAUCAGAAGACCCAAAUGAGAUUUUUGAAAUUGGUUGGAGUAUCAUAAGAAUGAAUUACAGAGCUGUGCCCAUUUUGAAUGAGUUGAGACAAUUUAAAAGUGAUUUAUCCGUGAGGUACUAUGCAUUUGUGUUGUUAAUGUCUAUAAGGCAUUCUGAAGCAUUCCGUGCAAUUGAUGCUUUGAAAUCCAGCUCUUUGAAUACAGUCACUUCUGCUGAAGAAUUCUUCUUUCAAAUGAGCUAUAUUGAUCCUGCUUUUGAUGAUUUAUUGCCCUUUAGAAAAUCCGUGAUAGAGGAAGUUAUAGAGAAGGUUCAGUGUCAUCCAUCUUAUAAAGAGACGUCACCGGCAAGUUUUAAGGUUUUGUUGAUUAGAUCAGUCUUUCUAAAUGUUGUUCAAAAGUGCUCAAUAGUCAAGGGAAUAAAUUGUCUUGAAGAUAAUUCUAUUUUAAGAGUUUAUGCUGGAGAGGUUGAUGGUGAUGGAUUGAUAUUCCAGUCAAUAAUUCAAAAGAUUGCUUCAUAUUUUGAUAUCAAGACAGUAUUGACAAAAUCAUUUUUCAUCAUUGAAGAUAAAACGUUCAAUACAGGAUACUCUUAUGCCCUUUUGGAUGGAGAUAGGGCAAAAGUCUAUAGUCGGGCUCAUGUUUUGAGAACCAUUAGACUCUCAUCUGAGGAUUUGGAUAAAUUUUUGGCCCCAGUCACAUUGAAUUACCUCAUUGGAUUCAUAUUUGAUAGCCGUCAUGAUCCCUUAUACACAAUGUUUGAUGCUUCCUUAUAUGAUAAAAUAUAUCGCUCUUCACAAAUUGGUGCCGUCCCUGAUAUCAAUUUGAUGUUCAAUAUGUACGUUAGAGGAGUAUUACAAGGUGUUGAAUUCUCACCAUUUUCUCCAGUUGCGGCCAACUGUGCUAAUGAUCAGAUGCUAUCCAAAAACUUUGUUGAGAUUGUGUCAAGAUCAAUGCCAUUUGAUUUGAUACAUACUCAAUCGCAUUUAUGCUUCCAGGAGUUUUUUAGCAUUGAGCCUGUCAAGAAAGCGAUAGCUAAUGAUUAUUACAAAUUUCAGGGAUUCCAUCUUCAGCCAGAGACGAGAGAAGACUCCACAGAAGUUUAUCAAAUUGGAGAUGUGAUUUAUCACGAGCGUUCUGCAAAAUAUGGUAUUAUUUUUGGUCGCAAAUGCUUGGCCGGUGGCUCCGUUUAUUACAACACUUUUACAGAUUAUGGAGAUUUAACAAUCUAUGAGAGUAAUAGUAUAAGAAAAAUUAAAAAUGUGAGUCAGGAUAUUUACCAUUUUGUCACAAGAGAAGGAUGGAUAGGAAUGUUUUUCACUCAUUUCGAUAAAGCUGAAAAUAAAUUUGUCCCAACAAAGCAUCUACUGAAAUUAUAUCCAAAUCUAUAG
Messenger RNA from Hansenula anomala, 1665 nucleotides. RefSeq names its product SCF ubiquitin ligase complex subunit MDM30. Bases 1 to 1665 code for a protein of 554 amino acids. The record is from RefSeq and is a predicted model, not a curated record. The transcript has a single exon. Gene Ontology annotation, molecular function: protein binding. NCBI's taxonomy places the organism in Eukaryota, Fungi, Ascomycota, Saccharomycetes, Phaffomycetales, Wickerhamomycetaceae.